AUGGCCUUCACGGCCUCCCUCCGUCGCCGCUUCGCCUUCAUGGCGGCCGAAGGGUCGGGCCUCACAGCGCAGGAGCUCUUCUCCCAGCUGCGCUGCUUGGCACCCGGAACGAACCCGCCGCCGGACCCACGCCACGUGGCGUCACUGGCCCUGCGCGGCGCGGAGCUCUGCCGGGGCCAGGCCUUGAGCUUCCGCCAGCACGCGCUCUUGGCCUUUCGACUGGAACGCCUCAACUGGUUCUCCCAGGAGGUUUGUGAGGCUUUUCGCCAGGAUUCCGCCAGCUAUGUGAAUCACUUGCUGGUCUCCGAGUGGCUGAUGCUCUUCCGCUACAUGGCCGCCUGCGGGGUGCAGCACGAGGCCUUUGCGGAGUCUGUGGGACAAUGGCUCGAAGAAGGCGAUCACUUGGGCCAGCUGCAGUUGCGAGACCUACAGGAAGUGGUGACUGCACUGGCCUCUUCUGGUCAGCUGUCCGCGUCGCUGGGGGCACAAAUCCUCCGCGCGCUGCAGCAGCUGCCCACCGAGGCCGAGGAAGCCUUGCUGAUUCGCCUGGCAGUGGCCUUGGCGGCGGCCGACGUCGGACACAGCGACUUCUACCGGAAGGUCUUGGAUGCAGUGGGCGCACCCAAGACGGAUGAGGAAUGGAUGGAGGAGGAAGCCAGUGACCACUGGCGACUUUCCUUGUUGUUCUUCCUCGCCAAGGCUGGCUCAGCCGGCCGCUGGUCCUUGGUCUUGAACAUCCUCCGGAAGCUGCCUGCGAAGCACGAGGGUCUGGAAGAGCUGGCAGCUCACGUGCCGAAAUCUUUGAUCCCGAAGCUUUUGCAGCUCUUGCAGCUCAACAGCUUGGAAAAUGACGCACUCUUGCUGGAAGCAAGACCCUUUGCCAGCAGUUUGUGCAAAGCCUGGAGGACCUGUCAAACAGCUCAAGCUGCAGAACCUGGGGCAGCUGAAGACUCUUCAGACACCAAAUCCUUGGAGGUGCUGGCGAAGAUGGCCAGUGCUGCCGGAUAUUUGGGAGUCAUCGACCUCCAGACGGCCGAGGCCAUUUGGAAGCAGAUCGACGAUUUAGAGAUUGCUGAGGCGAUUACUUCUUCGGAUCAGACGAGAAGGCUGUUGCUGCAAGCAGGGUGGGCUUCAUGUGUGGCUCGAUGUCAUGAUCCUGAGGGAAGACAAAGACCAGGCUUCCCAGGAGCGUCCACGCUCCUGUCGUUGAUGAAGACCACGUCGCCUCCAUCCGCCAACAGGCACCAGAGGCAACAGAUCCGGCAAGUGGCGCUGAGCUUCGCCACUGAGUCAUGGUCCUCGGGCGAAGGCCGCUUGCCGGGCCUGGCUUGGCUGGGUGCCGUGGGCCGAGCCUUCUUCACACCUCACAGGUGGAACGAUCAGUUGCGCCUGGCGAAGGCCUUCGCCGGUCGCUUGCGCAGCCUGGGCGUGUUCUGCCGGGCGGAGCCCAGUUGGAAGUCAGUCGGUGCCAAGGCGGCCGCCCGUGAGGCGGAGCACGCGGAGCGCGCGGAGCGUGGACCUGAAGGUAAGGGCAGGAGAUCUGCCUUAAGCCGGUUCCGGCGGCGGGCUGCAGCGUCCAUGGCUGCGCAGGAUACCUUCGCGGUGGUCUAUACGCCCAAAGAAGGCGAAGGGCCUGAAGGGAAGCCCGAAGCCAAGAAGGUGCUGCGGUUGACCUUGUGGGCCAAGCACCCCUUGCUGUUGCUCAGUGAAGGUGAAGGCAACCGCACGGAAUUGGGCGCUCACUUCCGUGGUUGCUGCCUGAACGGCUUCGAGGCAGUGGAAUGGUUUACCGGACCCAAUCGUGUGAGUGCGCACGUGCUCUUGCUUUUGAGGAGUGACUCCAAAAGCCGCGACGCCUCAGCAGCCGCUGAGCACUUCGCCCGAAGGCACUUGGCAAUGCCAGAGGAAGCACUGUCUGCGAAGGCGCAG
Molecule: messenger RNA, 1929 nt
Organism: Durusdinium trenchii
Lineage: Eukaryota; Dinophyceae; Suessiales; Symbiodiniaceae
Source: the annotation of a GenBank genome assembly